Messenger RNA from Argiope bruennichi, 1706 nucleotides. Its product is annotated as glycine receptor subunit alpha-2-like. Gene Ontology annotation, biological process: signal transduction; nervous system process; regulation of membrane potential. The record is from RefSeq and is a predicted model, not a curated record. Lineage: Eukaryota; Metazoa; Arthropoda; Arachnida; Araneae; Araneidae. Bases 496 to 1677 code for a protein of 393 amino acids. The transcript is spliced from 8 exons. Gene Ontology annotation, molecular function: extracellular ligand-gated monoatomic ion channel activity; neurotransmitter receptor activity; transmembrane signaling receptor activity. Gene Ontology annotation, cellular component: synapse; membrane; neuron projection.
UCCAGUCUAGAUCUCUUGGUUGUAAUCAAAGAUCCAGGGAGGCGUGAGUAAUGUUUCCUAUGCUGGAACAUAUACCGAGGAAUAUUUUCCAGUGUAGCAAAUACAGUUUCGGUGAAAAUGGAAAAAAAAUAUCGAAAUAGACUUUUUGAGAGACAUCUCUUCAUGAUAUAACUCAAAAGUUCGAGCCUCGUUCUGUCCCGAGAUGUUUCCUUGAGUAGAUGAAGAAUGAAAGCAUUUCUGUUGUUGUUUGGGGAAUUCGGUUGGUUUAUGAUCAGCUUCUACGCGCAUCUUCCCAUAUUCUUGCGUCAGGGAAGUGGGAUUUCCUACUCUAAACUGUCAGGAACAUAAAUCUCUCAACUUUUGAGGUAUUCAGUCUCUUUUUGACAACCAUUUUUAUGAUUUCACGUCGACGGAUGGGUGAAAUAGAAAGUGCUCGGUUCAGAACUGGAAAAAGGAAUAGAUAUUUGCUUAAUCUUUUGGUUUGAUCAUUCUUUUAUGGAUGUUUACAGGAUUGCCAACAGCAGCAAACUGCAUGAUCUUGAUAUGCUGGACGAAGUGCUGAAGCAUUACGAUAGAAGGGCUUUACCAACCGGAUCUGAAGGUGUACCAACUGUUGUGUCUUGCGGGAUAUUCAUUCGCAGUUUUGGAUCAAUAAAUCCUUCAACCAUGGAUUAUGAAGUGGAUUUAUAUCUUCGUCAAACUUGGUACGAUCAUCGUUUGAGGCAGCCAAAUUUAGUCAAGCCUCUUGAUUUGAAUGAUCCAAAACUUGUGCAGAAAAUAUGGAAACCUGAAGUAUUUUUUGCGAAUGCCAAACACGCAGAAUUUCAAUACGUCACUGUACCUAAUGUCUUAGUUAGAAUCGAUCCAUCUGGAAAGAUUCUCUACAUGUUAAGGUUAAAGCUGAGAUUUUCCUGUAUGAUGGAUUUAUACCGUUAUCCAAUGGAUUCUCAAGUGUGCACAAUAGAAUUAGAAUCAUUCUCGAAAACAACUGACGAGUUACAUUUAAAAUGGACCGAGAAUCAACCUGUUAUGCUUUACGACAACUUAAAGCUACCACAGUUUGAGAUCGAAAGAGUGAAUACGUCAUUAUGCAGGGAGAAGUUUCAUAUUGUUAAUGUUUUCUUCGCAGGUGAAUACAGCUGCCUCAGAGCAGAAUUCUAUCUGCGUCGUUCCGUUGGAUAUCAUUUGGUUCAAUCGUAUCUUCCAACGAUACUGAUUGUGGUCAUUUCGUGGGUGUCAUUCUGGCUGGAUGUCAAUGCCAUUCCAGCUCGUAUCACCCUGGGGGUGACUACACUGUUGACCAUUUCAUCCAAAGGAGCUGGCAUCCAAAGCAACUUGCCCCCUGUAUCUUACGUGAAAGCAAUGGACGUGUGGAUGGGUGCUUGCACCACUUUCGUUUUUGCAGCCCUUCUUGAGUUCACUUUGGUCAAUUACAUGUGGAGAAAACGACCUGAGACUCUCCCUGGGAGAUCAAUGCCCAUCAUUACCGUGAAGUCAUCAAAGGCUGUUAUGGAUUCUGAGAAGGGUGAUGGCUCCGCUGUAUCAUCUCCUGUGCAAACUACAGCUCGCUUUGACACUAAACUUCACGCCAAGAGAAUUGACAAGAUGAGCCGUGUCGUAUUCCCAGCUUUGUUUCUUGGAUUUAACAUUGCAUAUUGGCUGUAUUUUAUGUACUAGUUGUGACAUAAAUGUGCAGAUUUUUUUCA